Molecule: messenger RNA, 1203 nt
Organism: Actinia tenebrosa (Australian red waratah sea anemone)
Lineage: Eukaryota; Metazoa; Cnidaria; Anthozoa; Actiniaria; Actiniidae
Product: trace amine-associated receptor 9
Biological process (GO): G protein-coupled receptor signaling pathway
Cellular component (GO): membrane
Molecular function (GO): G protein-coupled receptor activity
Source: RefSeq, a predicted model, not a curated record
UGGCCGUCCCUCCAAGUGCACUAUUUAUAAGAAUUUAGAUGAGAAACGCCAGCUCAAGAUUUUUCACAACAUGAAUGCCAUUCCAAUCGAUCCCAAAUGCUACGGAGAAUUGAUGCCAGACUUUCAAGUCCUCUUUACUGUUCUACACGUAAUAUUCGGAUUGUUAGCUUCGACUGGGAACUUUGUGGUUAUCCUAGCUAUCUACAGAACUCCUUCGUUGAGAACUGUUUCAAACUACUUCUUAGUCUCCGUAGCGUUUGCUGAUUUUUUCGUUGGGUUUGUCGUGCAUCCUAUGUUAGCUGUAAGAUGCUACGAGAACUAUUGGUACAGUGAACUACCUUUUGCAAAGGCAGCUGAUAUAUUGGUUCUACAGUCCUUCACUGCGACUAGUUUUGGUCUUUGUGCUAUUUCAUUAGACAGGUAUUUUGCCAUCACAUCAGCUAUCCGCUACAACGAACUAAUCACGAUACGUGUUUGUAUAAUCGGUACCGUCAUAAUAUGGACCAUUUCUAUCUUUUACCCGUUCAUUCGGUUUGUUACCACAGAUCCUUUUGAACUUCCAAUGAUAUGGCUUCUAGUUUGUAUUGUAUCUGUUGGAAUCCCUUUCUCUAUCAUAGCUUAUUGCUACUUCCACAUUUUCAAAGCAGCUAGAAAUCAAAAUAUCAAGAUAGCGGCACAAAACCAGGUACGAAAAGAUGCUACUAACGUUGCUAAGCAAUACAAAGCUGCACGCACCGUUGCUAUAGUGAUAGGAGUCGUUCUGUUAUUUUGGUUUCCCGGGGUUGUGAUUACGUUGAUACAAGUGAUGGCUGAUGAUUGUAUGAAGACGAAGAUCAUGAAAGUGUGGUUUUGGGGGAUAUUAUGCGCGAUGAUCAACAGUUCUGUAAAUCCCUGGUUAUACGCUGCAAGGAUGAAGAAUAUUAGAAAAGCCAUGAAGAAAAUAGUCAUGCCAAAUAGAAGGAGCAGCCUGGCAACAAUAUCCCAUAGCUUUUCAGUGAAGGAGCAGAAGACAACAUGACUCAAUAUAUAAGUUUGCCAUUCGGAUGCGAGGACACAAAUAUCAUUGAUAAACAAACCAUCGAAGAAAAUAGUCAUACUAAGUGGAUGGAUUGGCAUAACACCGGUAUCCCAUAGAUUAUCAAAGAAAGAAAAAAAUGGCCACAAAAAUCAAUGUACGAGAUAGCUAUUCGAAUGAGAGAAAAA